GAAUGCCGAAUGAGGAAUACGCCAUUAUCAUUAAAUGUGAAUGUAUAACAAUUUAAACUUUUAAGUUAAUUUUAUAUUAACUAUUAAAAUAAUAUACCUGUUUAAAGUUUAGGUUCCGAAUUUCUAAGUUUUGUUCACAAUGUCUCAAGAAAAAGUAAUUGAAAAACCUCUCCAACAAUUUGUUGUUCAAGCUCUAAAAUUGGAAGGCGACAGUUUAGUGGAAGUAAUUAAACAAGCUUUGGAUUGUGUUGAUACAUUUGUGUUUGCAGAACUCUUAGAAUGCCCCAACGUUAUUGCAUUGGAGACUACACAUCAUGCACCAUACCUACAUGCGUUACGCUUGUUCUCACAAGGCACGUACUUGGAUUAUUUGGACAAAAAAGAAUAUUUGCCAGAACUUAGUGAGCCCCAAAUGAAAAAACUGCAAUACUUAACGAUUGUUACAUUAGCCAAUAAAAUGAAAAGAAUACCUUACAAUGUUCUUUUGAAAGAGUUGAACGUAGAUAAUGUCAGAGACUUAGAGGACUUAAUCAUUGAAGCAAUUUAUUCUAAUGUGGUUUCUGGCGAACUCGACCAACACAGUGAUUAUUUGGAAGUAGAUUGGACAGUUGGUAGGGAUGUUGGAACCAAUGAUGUUGACAACAUGAUAGACACAUUACAGCAGUGGUGUGAUUCCUGUGAGAGUGUUCUUUCCACAGUACAAGCUCGUAUUGUCGAUGCUAAUCGCACUAAACAAGAAGUAUUAAAACACCGUUCUGCUGUUGACAAUGAGGUUGCUAGUGUAAAAAAAGCAAUUAGAACACAAAUACAAGAUGAAGAAAUGUCAGUGGAUACUAGCGGUCCAACAAAAAAAAUUGUUAAAGGAACAAAACCUAGCGGAGCUAAAUUUUGGAACAAGUAAAUAACUGCACAUUAAUAAUAAUUCCCAGAUUAAAUUAAUUUAUAAUUAUUCUAAUAUGUAUAAAUUAGUGGAUUUAAGCCAUUAGUAUACAAUGUUUUUCCUAAUAAUUGAUUCAAUUAUAUGGAAAACAUAUUGGAUAUACAAAAUUAAUUUUUUGAUGUACGAUAUGCCUAAUUAC
Rhopalosiphum maidis (corn leaf aphid) is the source of this 1079-nucleotide messenger RNA. Its product is annotated as COP9 signalosome complex subunit 7b-like. Gene Ontology annotation, cellular component: COP9 signalosome. The record is from RefSeq and is a predicted model, not a curated record. The transcript has a single exon. NCBI's taxonomy places the organism in Eukaryota, Metazoa, Arthropoda, Insecta, Hemiptera, Aphididae. Gene Ontology annotation, biological process: COP9 signalosome assembly. The coding region runs from base 140 to 901 and encodes 253 amino acids.